AACAGAGUCCGUUUCUGCAAACACGUUGCGCGCCACCGACAGCGCCAGUAUACUAGGCCGCUUGUGUGAUCAAACGUCUUUGCGGCGUACCCAUCCGCUCCGUUCAAGGGAACAUCAGCGAGAUUAGAGGGGGACUCUCAACUUCAUUCCAGUGGCACGCGAGGAUCUGAAUCUCUUUUGAGCUCUGCCGAUCGCGGAGAAUUCAAACGCGGGGCCGGCGGCAUCUUAACGUCUCUUAUGUCGAUGUAACACGCAACGGUGUUCACAACAACCAAUAAGCGGGACGAAUCUUGUCGAGGACUGUUAGAGGUCGAACCAUCGUUCACUGCUAUAAAACAGCGGGUUUAGGAGAACAACUGGUGGUACAGCUGGUGUGCUGACAGCAAGUGGAAACUAAGGUGUGGCUGGGGCUCAGCAGGUGCAGGGCCAGCCGAGACGUUACUCCGCAAUGGAUGUUGAUGAGGAGGAGAACAUGAGUUCAUGCAGCACCGACGUAAAGGAAAACCGCAACCUGGACAACGUGUCUUCUAAGGAUGGAGUCGGCCUGGUCGAACAGCUCCCCAAUGGCAGCGGAGGAGGGGGUCGCAAGCGCCCCCUGGAGGAGGGUAACAAUGGCCACUCGCAUUCCAAAUUCCGACCCAAGAAGCGUAAAAAAACGCCCGGGCCGGUUCUGCCCAAGAAUGCCCUCAUGCAGCUGAACGAAAUCAAACCGGGCUUACAGUACAAGUUGCUCUCGCAGACGGGACCGGUCCACGCUCCGGUGUUUGUCAUGACCGUCGAGGUUAACGGGCAGUUGUUUGAGGGCUCGGGUCCAACGAAGAAAAAGGCCAAGCUGAACGCUGCCGAAAAGGCCCUGCGUUCCUUCGUGCAGUUCCCUAACGCGUCCGAGGCUCAUCUGGCCAUGGGCCGUACGCUGACCGUCAACACGGAUUUCACCUCCGACCAGGCUGACUUCCCCGACAUGCUCUUCAACGGGUUUGAGACGCCGACACCGCUUGAGGAAACGUUUUUUCUGGGCUCCAACGGCAACGGCUCCUUAAACCCGCUGGGAGAGUAUCCUGUGCCCCAGGCACCGGGUACUAACAGUCUCGUGCAAGCACCCCUGCCAACCCCCUCCUCCUUCAGCUCCUCGAACAGCGGCAAGAACCCGGUCAUGAUCCUCAACGAGCUUCGGCCGGGUCUCAAGUACGAGUUUGUAUCAGAAAGCGGAGAAAGCCACGCUAAGAACUUUGUGAUGUCGGUGACCGUGGACUCGCAGACGUUUGAGGGCUCGGGCCGGAACAAGAAACUGGCAAAAGCCCGGGCUGCCCAGGCAGCUCUGUCUGCUCUCUUCAACAUGCAGCUGGACCAGACGCCGUCCCGCCAACCCAUUCCUAGAGAGGGCUUACAACUUCACCUGCCCCAGGUUCUUGCAGAUGCCGUUUCUCGUCUGGUUGUGGACAAAUUCAGUGAGCUGACUGACAACUUCACCUCUCCACAUGCACGCCGGAAAGUUCUGGCCGGAGUUGUCAUGACAACAGGUACUGACGUCAAAGACGCUCAGGUCAUCUGUGUCUCAACUGGAACCAAGUGUAUAAAUGGUGAAUACAUGAGUGACCGCGGCCUGGCGCUGAACGACUGUCACGCAGAAAUCAUUGCUCGACGUUCCCUCAUCAGGUAUCUGUACAUGCAGCUGGAACACUUUCUGAGCAACAAUAAAGAGGAGCACCAGAAGUCUAUAUUUACACAGUGUGAGAAACGUGGCUACCGGCUGAAAGACAACGUCCAGUUUCAUCUCUACAUCAGUACCUCACCCUGUGGAGAUGCUCGGAUCUUCUCGCCUCACGAGGCGGGCGUCGAGGACCAAGGAGACCGACACCCAAACCGAAAGGCGAGAGGCCAACUGAGGACCAAGAUCGAGUCUGGAGAAGGGACCAUACCGGUGCGAUCCAGUAACACCAUACAAACAUGGGAUGGGGUUCUUCAAGGGGAGCGACUCCUUACGAUGUCAUGCAGCGACAAAAUUGCAAGGUGGAACGUGGUGGGUGUCCAGGGCUCUCUGAUGAGCUACUUCACCGAGCCCAUCUACUUCUCCAGCAUCAUUCUGGGCAGCCUGUAUCACGCUGAUCAUCUCUCCCGAGCCAUGUACCAGAGGAUCGCUGACAUUGAAGACCUGCCCCAGCAAUUCUCGCUCAACCGGCCCCUGCUCAGCGGCAUCAGUAACGCUGAGGCACGACAGCCAGGAAAAGCUCCCAAUUUCAGUGUGAACUGGACUGUAGGUGACCAGGCUCUGGAAGUCAUUAAUGCCACCACGGGGAAGGAUGACGUUGGCAGACCUUCACGUCUGUGUAAACAAGCCCUGUACAGCCGAUGGGUGCGACUGCACUCGAAGCUCUCGUUGACCCUGCGGAUCAAAGUGCCCAAGCCCAGCUCGUACCACGAAGCCAAACAAGCCGCCGUGGAGUACCACACAGCGAAGCAAACGCUCAUCAAGGCCUUUCACAAAGCGGGUCUGGGUGCUUGGGUUAAAAAACCCAUCGAACAGGACCAGUUCUCUCUGAACUCUUGAAGGGAACAAACAAAAGACGCGACAACAACCAGCUGUUAAUACUUCACUUGAUGUAUGAGUGUGUGCGUGUGUGCGUGAAGCCGUUUGUUCACGGACAAACCAAGAACCCUUUAGCGUCUGGCAUUUUGCUCUUUGUGUGAACUCACACCUAUUGUUUUGUAAUGCAGGAGCAGAUUGUCAUUUAAAAAUUAGUGUUUGUUUCUUUGUUUUUCGAAGUAGUGGCAUUAGCCUAGAGCAGAUGACCGGAAGUCAUGUCAGUUUUAACUGGAAAACUGUUUUUAGAGAUUUUAUUAGUUGUGUUUUGCGAGAGCGGGUUGUUCGGAAAAAUCCAUGAUGCCAUAAAUGCGCAUGUCACAUGGCUUCAGGUCGGCUGUGGGGUUCGAAGGUUUUCUGGUCCAGCCUAUUCGAAUGCUGUCUCAACUUUUCGAGCAUGGUUCUCUUUAAUAUGCAAAACAUAAGCAUAUUUAUAUUUUUUAUUCUGACCCUUUCCGAACUAAGUGAAGGGAGAAGCAUGGUCCCUUUAGAUAGACAUACUUUGCCGUAGUUUUAGCAUACGCCGUCUUUCUAGUCGAAAUAGUUUUCAAUUUGGAAAUUUUUAUUUGCAUAUGGUUUCUUGAGAGCUUGAAAACAUAAAUUGUAUUUCUAUGUAGUUUUAAUUUGAAUCUGAAGAGAAGUUGUUAUUGAUGCAUCCAAAGUGCAUUGAUGUUAUUAAAAAAAUGUUUUCCGGGGUCUUAAAUGCAUGUAUGUUUUUGUGCGAGGCUCAGAUUUAGGCCUUGCUCAAAGCCCUUUAUAUGGACAAAACUUACCAAUUGACUAUAAAAUGGACCAUUUUAGAAAGCCCCUAUUGUUUUCGAAUUUAGUUUUUAGACCGUACUGAAUUUAAGCAGCAGAUCUGAUGUAUCUGUUAGUGUGAUGGGCAUUACGCUGAUGUUACAGGAGUAGCUCACCCAAAACUGAAAAUAAUCAUUUAAUCACUUUUGUGGUGUACUGUAUGCAGUUAUUACUUUAACAUACACAAUACUUAUUUACAGAAUCUUCACGCUAAAUCUUUUUGCCUGGUCAUGGUCAUUGAUGUCAAGUUGUGGAACAUGGUUUUAGAAAGACAUGAAGAGAGUAAAUAAUAACAGAAUUUACUGGUUGAACUAUUCCUGUAACAUUGAGGCUGUGUUUAGUCAUUGCAGGUCUCAGAUCAGGGCAUAAGAGAUUUUGGUAAUACUUUACAUACAUUAGCAUUAUUAUGCAUUAGCUAACAUGAACUAACAAUGCAUUUAUUAAUCUUAGUUCAUCUUAAUUUUAGCAUAUACUAAUAUAUUUUUAAAGUGCACCUAUUAUGCAAAAUCCAUUUUACAAGGUGUUUGGACAUACAGCGGGAAAAAUAAGUAUUUGGCACAUCAGCAUUUUUAUCCGUAAGGGGAUUUUGACACAAAAUUUCAACCAGAUGUAGCCAUCAGCCAAAUAUUGAAAUCAGAACAUUUAAGUAUACAAGUUGAGUCAUAAUAAGUAAAGUGAAAUGACACACUUUAUUUAAAACUUUGUAGAAACGCCUUUGUGAUUACAGCUUCUAGACGCCUCUUGUAUGGAGAAACCAGUUGUCUGCAUUGCUCACUAUACAUGCAUGUUGGCUAUGUGUGAACACAGCAACCCUACAAUAAAAAAACAAACAAAUUUAAUCCCCAUAAACCAAAGCAGUCUCAAUAGACAAGCAAGUUGUACAGACUGUAUUAAUCAGAUUUAUUUUAAGUGAAAGUGCUGUCUGUUUGCAAAUAAGUGAGGAGCUGUAGCUUAUUUGCAUUUAAAGGUACAGACACAUUUGGGUGCUCCACGAUAUAACAUGUUAUAACAAAUGAUCUGUGGGGUAUUUUCAGCUGAAACUUCAAAGACACAUUCUGGGCACACCUGAGACUUGUAUUUACAUCUUGUAAAAAUGGAAUAAUAGAUGCUCUUUAAAAUCAAAACUUGUAUUUGUUAACAUUAGUUAAUGCACAAUUAAUUAACAAUUGUAUUGGCAUUAACUAACAUUAACAAAAGUGAAUAAAUGUAAAAAAAAAAAAAAAACUAUAUUGCGUAUUGUUAGUUUGUGUAAACUAAUACAUUCACUAAUGUUAACAAAUACAACUUUAUUGUAAUGUGUUAAGACUUUUAAGGUGGAGGAAUGGUCUAAAAAUCGAUGCACGUUUAUUAUUAACGCAAGCCAUCUCUGCAUGCAGAAGAGAGUGGGGUUUGCAGUUGAGGGUUGAAUUUUGUAUUUUGUUUGAGAUUUUUUUUAUUCAUAGACCUUGAUGCCUGCAUUCCUCCUGAAAGACUGCUUUUGUCAGGCUAAAGUCCUUGAGAAUGAGGUUUCUCCUGUGGAGACCUCUGCUCUACAAGGUUGUGAUUCGAGAGCGCAGGCUCUCUUUGAUUUAUGGCUUAUCCAGUGCAGCAUGUUUGACUGGUAAGGUUACAGCGAAUGUGACCACAGAUCUGUUUUCUGUUUUUAAUUAAGUUGAUCAUUGGUGGUAUUUACUUUACAGAAAUAUUACUGUAAGAUAUCUUAACAAAGUUAUGUACAUUGGACAGUCUCUUAAAAAUAAAGGUUCCUACCCGCGCUGUCACUAAGGUGGUACUCUUGCAAAAAGUACACAUCUAUACCUAAAAGGUACAUUUUGGUAAAGAUAACCAAUUUGAAGAGCCCAGAUGCAAAACCCUGCGUCUGACAUGUUUUCUUGUAAAUGAGCAUGACUCUUAUGUUCAUGUUUAGUAAAUUUAACUUUAAUGGCAAUGAAAAGAUUAUUAGUCAGUAAUAGAAAUGCCUUAUUUAACUUUAUUCAUUUCAUUUGUAUUUAAAAAAUAUAAUGCAAAAGUACAUGCAAAAAUUUCCAUCCAGUCACUUUUCCGUCAAAUAUUUUGUCAAUAUCCUAAUUUAUACCAAAAGGCUGUUGAAUACUUUAUUCUGAUAUAAAUGUUUCACGAGAAUGCAUUAUUUAUCGAUAACCGCACACCUAACCUGAUAAAUGUGUAAGGUAUAAUUGAGGAUGGGCUAUUUAAUUAUUCGAAAAUAAUGCACAACCAAGGUGGUAAUGCGGCAUGACACAAAUCUGACAUUUAGAUAUUUUACAGAUUAGGUGUGCGUUUCACAAAAAAAUAGUGAAACGCCGCAUUUUUUAAAUAUGCCGCAUUUUCGCCGCAUAGAUUGCAGAUUUGUGCUCGCAAAAUAUGCGGGCUUGCAUGAUUUCAUAAUCCCUGCAUUUUCAUAGCAAAAAGUCACAUAUAUUUUAGCAGAAAGUUGAAAAAUGUUGCACACUUCACACAUGCGCAGCCAUGUCCCCUAUUGUCAUGGGAAUGUUAGGAAGUGACAUAAUUACGCAACGUGAACUUCAAAGAAAAGCAGUUUUUUGCAAGUUCCCAGCAAUUUUGGCAAGUUCCCGCAAUUUCAUCGCAUACAAUUGCAUAAAUAUCCCGCAUAUUCCAUCGCAUUUUUUAAGAAAACGUGCCGCAAGAUCAAGGAUUUUUGCCCGCAACAAUUACAAAAAACCUGCGUUUUCUGGAAGGACUGAUUUUAAGACAUUUGACAAGUUAGAUGUAUGAUUAUCAAAAAAUAAUGCAUACCCGUUGAACAUUUCUCAACCAAUCAGAAUAAUGCAUUCAACAGCCUCGUGGUAUAACUGAAAAUAAUGCACAUCCGAGGUGUAAUGGCACUCCACAUUACCACCUUUGGUGUGCAUUAUUUUCUAAUAAUUAAACUGCCUGUCGUCAAUUAUUCCUUGCAUAUUCAGUAAACCUCCUUUAACCUGGUAAACAACUCUUGCAGGUCAACAAUUGAAAUCCGAUGUACGCGUGCCAUCGUUCAUGCAAUUCGUCCAUGCACUUUGAGGGCUUUGCUGAAUAAUCGCCGUGGCAUUGGGGGAUUCUGCCAACAAACCGGAUCUUCUGAAUUGCCAGAGGCCGGGAUUAGGCGGAUUUGAUGCAAAAGUUUUUGAUGAACGUAUAAUACAUGCCGAAAGCAUUUGGUUAAAAUCAUUAUCUCAUUUUGGAUGGAGAUGACGCUUAGCGGCUUUUGCAUCUGAGCUCUUACUUACAUGGGACAUGUAAUUACCUUUACAAACAGUACUGUCCUGGUGAAAGCUUGUGUACCUUGUUUCUGACAUUGCAAAAUGCUUCUUAUCAGGCUGUAUGGUUCCAUAAAGAACCUACAGAACUGUUCAAAAUUGUUCAUUUCUUUGGGGAACCAAAAAUGGUUCUUUUAUGGUGUUAAUGCAUUUGUUUUCAGAACCUUUAUUUUUAAGUUGCUGUCACAUUUUGACCGUAUGAUUUGACAAAAAAAGCAUAAUAAAUUAGCAACAGUUUACCCACGAAUGAAAAUUCAGUGCACAGGUUUGACUCGAGGGUUUUGUUUCGAGGUGAAUUAUAAACCCUCAUAAGUAUUUAUAAUGUAUUGAUAGGUAAAAGGUGCUCCCUUUUCAUACCCUACAAUAGCAUCAGGUUUCUUUAGCAACAUUUGAAACCUUUUUAAAGAAACCAGCAGUGUGUGUGUUUGUUUGUUUGUCCGUUCGAGUGUGUUCAUCUGUGCACCUGCUGCUGAGCCAAGUUGGCAUUCUGCGAAGACGUUGAGGCAAAAAGACUUUAAGAUCGAUGUGGAAUGUUCACCAAAGAUGUCAAUUUUAUUUUCCUUCAAACAUUGAAACAAAUGCGAACUAUUUUUUAAAGACGAGAAAGUUGUAGGUGCAAAGAUUGUUCAGCGUUUUACAUUUUCCCUCGACUUUCUUCUUUCGUUCACUAAUGUAUUUUUUAUGGUGUACGUUUGAGUUUGUUCAGUCAGGACCGGCUCAAGGACAUUCUCAGCAUUCUUGUUAAAGGUGGAUGUACUGCUGUAAAUAUAUUUUGACCCUCUGAAAUACUGACCCAGUCGACUCCAUUGGAAUUGUAUUUUUUUUCUUGGCUCGAAAAGCAACAUGCAUUUUUGUUCAAGGUCUUUUUUGGUGCAGAGGCAAGGAAAGGGGCUCUUGUGGCCUGCUAGGAUUUGACUGGCACUAAUGCAUUUUUGAAGGCCCCCUAUAAGCGUACAGGGAAUCUACAGUAUGGUACUGUAAUGAUUAAUGACUGUAGAGUUUGACUCCCUUUACUCUAAUGGAAAAGAUUACGCCCUGAAAUUAAUGAGCACAGUCAGUUCUGCAUAAAUGUGGCUCAGCAAAAAGUACCUUUUUCUGUGAGUGACAUUUCAAGGACAGCAGACUUGUGGGAUUUUUACUUUUUAUGCAUCAUCCUAUUUUUUCCUCUUCACCUUCCGGCGGUCAGAGCUUUGCCUCCGUAUGCCUCUACUGUCGAGAAGACGUUUAGAUGGCGCAAGAUGCCAGUGAUGUCACAAUGUACUCGGUCCCUAAGAUGGUACCUUCUCCUGUUUAUUUGUUUCUUUGCGGAAACUGAGCCGUGUGUUAGAGACGUACUUCCUCCUCUGUUCCUGGCCAGCCCGUUUUUAAACGUCUUGUGAUUUGGUGACUGUAGCGUGGAGUCCGGCGGCGUGCCGACACGACCCAGCUCAAUCUCGGUCCACACCGUCUUUUGCCUGUCCUUCGUAAUAUCCACAUGGGUCACCUGCAUGAGCUACUUCACUGAAGCUGCACCCAGCAUGACGACAUACUUUAAAAAUGGACUUGUAUGUAGAAAAAAAGGAACAAAAAUAAAUCUAUAUAUACAUAAGCAAAAAAAAGAGAAAGAAAUAAAAAAAAUCUUAGUUUA
This is a messenger RNA of Misgurnus anguillicaudatus (oriental weatherfish), 8260 nucleotides long. It is a transcript of the gene adarb1b, whose product is annotated as adenosine deaminase RNA specific B1b. Gene Ontology annotation, cellular component: nucleolus; cytoplasm. The record is from RefSeq and is a predicted model, not a curated record. Lineage: Eukaryota; Metazoa; Chordata; Actinopteri; Cypriniformes; Cobitidae. Gene Ontology annotation, molecular function: double-stranded RNA adenosine deaminase activity; adenosine deaminase activity; double-stranded RNA binding. Gene Ontology annotation, biological process: RNA processing; adenosine to inosine editing.